AGCCAAAGGGAACGGGAACAGAGAAUGGCCGCCGCAACGGACGAUUUUGGCAGGAAGUGCGAGGUGAAGCAGAACGAGGCACUGGGCAGGUUUGUGGUGGCCCAGUGCAAUCUGCGUGCUGGCGAGACCUUGCUGCUGGAGCAGCCUAUCGUGGUCGUGCCCCACAUGGGCGAUCGCCGCUGCUCCAAGUGCUUCAAGCUGGUCCAGAAUUUUUGCAGGAAGUGUCGCCUUUUAGUUUUGUGCGAGGAUUGCUCGGACCACAAUAGCCACAAUUGCCAGAGGCUGGCUGAGAUUGAGCUCUCGGAGGAGCAGGUGAAGCGUCUCCAGGAGCACCCGGAUAUCCAGCCAGCCCUGAAAUGUCUGCUUUUGAGGGAGCAUCCAGAAACACUGCCAUUGUACGAGGAGAUGACCCAAAUGGAAACCCAUCUGGCGACAAGGAAGGGCACGGACAUCUGGAAAAACUACCACGAGCACGCCUUUGCUCCUCUGGAAGAAUGUGGAGUGCUGAAACACCUGCAGAGGGAGGCGGACGAGGACCAAGUGCAGGGUUUGUUGAGCAUCCUGGAUGUAAACGCCUUUGAGAUCAGGGCUCCCGAACCGGGUGGCUCCAUGAGGGGAUUGUAUCGCAGGGCGGGACUAUUUGCCCACAGUUGCAUGCCCAACCUGGUGACCGCCAUUGAUGACGAGCGACGCAUAAAAGUCUAUGCCAAUCGGUUCAUAGCCGCCGGGGAAAUCCUCUACAACUGCUACACCAAUGUGCUCCUGGGAACCGAGGAGCGUCGUGACAUCCUUAGGGUGGGCAAGUACUUUGACUGCACUUGUCCACGCUGCCAGGAUCCCACCGAGCUGGGUACACACAUGAGCAGCUUCAUCUGCAGCCACUGUUCCUGCCCAGGUGGGUACAUAAUCCGCCAGCCGGAGACCGGAACUUGGCAGUGCAUCCUCAAUCCGGAUCACACACUGAAACAGGAGUUUGUUGCGAAUAUUCUGGAGAGGGCUAGGGAGGAGAUAUUUCAUGCCAGGGAUGAUAUCUACAGGUUGGAGCUUCUCCUGGCCAAGUUAAGCCGGCUGCUCCAUCGGAAUCAUUACCUAAUGCUGGACCUAAAACAGAACAUCGCCUCUAUACUGCGCCAGAUCCUGCAGAACAUAGCGCAUCGACCCAAUAAGAAAGUCUACGAGAGGAAGAUUCGUUUGUGCCAGGAAAUAUUGCUGGUUUUGAAGGUUUUGGCCCCGGGAAUCUCCAGAAUGAAGGCCAUCGCUCUCUACGAACUGGCCAACACGCAGGCGGAGUUGGCCAGAAAGCAGUUCAGUGAGCAGGAGCAGAGUGGCAGCGAUCUACUGGCGACGUUGGAGCAAGUUGAGGUCAUGAUUAGGGAAUCCCUGCGAAUGCUGCUCUUCGAGCCCUUGGCCACUCCAGAGGGUCAGCUUUCGCGCUCCAUGCUCCGGGAACUAAAGGAGCUGCAGGACGAUAUAAAAAACAUCCAAGAAUCUAAUGACGAUGUGGUAGAUCAGUAAAACCUGUGCUGAGGCAGUAAAAAGUUGGCAUUUGAUUUCAAUAA
Messenger RNA from Drosophila rhopaloa, 1559 nucleotides. It is a transcript of the gene SmydA-6, whose product is annotated as SET domain-containing protein SmydA-8. The transcript is spliced from 4 exons. The coding region runs from base 25 to 1515 and encodes 496 amino acids. The record is from RefSeq and is a predicted model, not a curated record. Lineage: Eukaryota; Metazoa; Arthropoda; Insecta; Diptera; Drosophilidae. Gene Ontology annotation, molecular function: protein binding.